Molecule: messenger RNA, 902 nt
Organism: Contarinia nasturtii (swede midge)
Lineage: Eukaryota; Metazoa; Arthropoda; Insecta; Diptera; Cecidomyiidae
Gene: Pcd
Product: putative pterin-4-alpha-carbinolamine dehydratase
Exons: 3
Coding region: 98-769 (223 amino acids)
Biological process (GO): tetrahydrobiopterin biosynthetic process
Molecular function (GO): 4-alpha-hydroxytetrahydrobiopterin dehydratase activity
Source: RefSeq, a predicted model, not a curated record
GCGUACGCAGUACAAAGAAUGGUCUUCACACAAUGUUUGACUUUCCAACUAUAAAUCGAUAAGAUAAAGGAGAUAUUGAGUGCACUUGAAGACAUACAUGAUGAUGGAUUGUAUUAUUGCUGGCAAAAUAGCGCAGCGAUUCGUUGGACAAUUGAUGUUGCUGUCAACCAAACGAUGUGAUUACUUAAAAAGCCAAACACUUCGUUUUACCACCACUUUCGGUCGAUGUGAUGAAGAAAGAGACAACAACAACAAACUCACUGCGCACGAAGGUCACAACAAUACAACACAGCACCAAUUUUAUCAGGCAUCUUGUGAGAGACUUGUUUUUUCGAAAGCAACAACAACAAGAGUAACAUCAACACAUAGACCUGUUUACUCGCAUACCAUUCAGUGGGAAAAUCAUUCAGUAAAUCAACAGCUAGCACUUACACGUCACAAUCGUUUCUAUUGCACAGUAAAAACUAUUCGCAAGAAAAUGGGAAAAUUAACGGAUGCCGAACGUAAAGAAUUAUUGGAGCCAUUACUUGCUAAAGGAUGGACUUUGGUGAAUGGUCGUGAUGCUAUUUAUAAGGAAUUUUUGUUCAAAGAUUUCAACCAGGCCUUCGGCUUCAUGAGCCGUGUUGCUCUGUAUUCGGAUAAGGUUGAUCAUCAUCCUGAAUGGUUUAAUGUGUACAAUAAGGUGCAAAUUACAUACUCAUCGCAUGAUGUGAGCGGACUGAGCAAACGAGACAUCAACGCAGCCAAUUUUGUUGAAAGCGUUCUUUAAAUCAACACGGACAAUAAACAGCAAAAAUAAUCUCGAAUAAUUCUCGAAUUUUUAUGAUAAUAAUAUUUUCUGUAAAAUUUUAUUGAAUAUGUUUGGAAAUGGUUAAAAAAAAAGUAAAUGUUAUACGUCAAAA